UUCUCAGCUGCGCUCAGCUGGCAACGUCACACAUAAGAGAAGGGAGCUGUUCAACUGAGCUACGUUGUACUUGAAAGCCAGAGAGGCGAGCAGGAAGAGUAUCUUGCACUUUCCCGUUCACAUGGAGAACUAUCCAGAAACUAUGAGGAAUUCCGCUGUUCAAAAUCCAUCAUUGAAGCCCAGUACUACAAUCGAUCCAGUGACAAGUCACAAUGGUAGUGUUUUUCAUAAUGAAAGCGACCUUUUUGGAAGAAAUGAAGAUGUAGCCAAGAUAGAGAUAACCGUGCUAAGUAUCACAUUUGUUGUCGCUGUCAUUGGGAACUUAAGUGUUUUACUGGCUUUAUCCAGGACCAAGAAAAAAAUCUCCAGGAUGCAUCUCUUUAUAAAGCACCUCAGUUUGGCAGAUCUAAUGGUUGCUUUUUUCCAGGUCCUGCCUCAACUUUGCUGGGAGGUAACUUUUCGCUUUUCGGGGCCAGAUUUUCUUUGCAGAAUCGUGAAACAUCUCCAGGUUCUGAGUAUGUUCGCCUCAACCUACAUGCUGGUUAUGAUGACUGUGGACCGUUACAUUGCCAUAUGCCACCCGCUGAAGACUCUCCAGCAACCUACCAGAAGAUCGUAUGUGAUGAUAAUCAACACGUGGGUAUUUAGUUUUCUUCUCAGUAUACCUCAGUACUUCAUCUUUUCUUUGAGUGAAAUUGAAACCGGCUCCGACGUCUAUGACUGCUGGGCGCACUUUAUAGAGCCAUGGGGUGUUAAGGCAUAUAUCACUUGGAUAACUCUUGGUAUCUUUCUCAUUCCAGUUGUGAUACUAGUGAUCUGCUAUGGUUUUAUCUGUUAUAACAUCUGGAAGAACAUCACAUACAAAACCCAAAAAAAACAGGGCGAAACAGCGUCCAAAAACGGACUGAUCACGUCCUGUGUUAGCAGUGUGACAACGAUAUCCAGGGCCAAAAUGCGAACUGUCAAGAUGACUUUUGUCAUUGUUCUGGCGUACAUUGUUUGCUGGGCUCCUUUCUUCAUUGUGCAGAUGUGGUCAGUCUGGGAUCCAACUUUCGCUUGGGAUGACUCUGAAAACACUGCAGUGACACUAUCGGCUCUGCUAGCAAGCCUGAACAGCUGCUGCAAUCCUUGGAUAUACAUGUUCUUCAGUGGGCAUCUCUUGCAAGAUUUUGCACACUGCUUCCCCUGCUGCCAGAAGAUAAACCGUAAGUUUAAGAAAGAGGAUUCGGACAGCAGCGUCAGGAGGAACACUCUGUUAACAAAGCUCCACAACAGAAGUCCAACCUGUAGCACAGGAACCUGUAGAGAACAUAACAAUUCCCCUAAAUCAUGCAGGUCCAUCCCAGUAAACACCUGAAUCUGUUUUUUAUUAAUAAUGUGUAUAACAAAUGAGACAAGGAAUGACCAGGCAUUGUGCUGUUGGAAGGAAUAAACUUUGGUCAUCUGUUAUUUGCUGUGAAUUUUGAGGAAUGUUAAGAUAUCUAAACCUACUAAUUGCCUGGUAUUUCACUUCAGGUAAAUCAUUAAAAAAAAAUUUUUUAAAGAGCUUAACAUUCCCUUGAAUUUCUGAGUAAUCGUAGCAAGGACAGUGCACGGGGAAUUAGAACAUUGAGGUUGGAAAAUAAGGAAUUAUGUACAGAACAAAUGCAGAGUGUAGCAGUCUUCAUCCUAUAGCAUGCUGUCGUAACACGUGUGUUUUCUCAGUGUAACCUACAUGCAUGAACCAUAGUAUGGGACGGUGUCACCAUUUGUUUAAUAUUAAAUUAGAGCUCAUUGUCUCUGCAAAUUGACGGAAACGUCAAAUUAAAUGGUACUUUCACAGCAUUCAUUUUGUAAAGUAUAAAUCUGCCAAAAAACUGUACCCUUGCAGGCAAAAAUAAAAAAAAAUAAAUAGUUGUCCAUAACUAAAUUUUACAGUACCAAUAUCCUUCACUGUUUUCCAUCACCAAACACUCUGAUUAACCUUCUUAAAUAUACAUGUUUCAAGAUUUGAUUUAUGUUAUCGAAAGGGUCAGUUUGUUGAGAAGUUCAUGACCAGCUUGUACAUUAAGCCUUUUUUUGUUUGGAGCGUGAUCCUAAAAAGAGUCAGUUAGUCUGCUGCUAAAACAACCUUCUUUUAAAGCUGAAAAUAUUCGAUAGAUACAGUAUAUUCUCUUGCUGCUUUAAAUAAUAGUGUAGGGCUUUUUGGCUUUAUUCUUUUUUUUUUUCCAUUAACCAAAUGUAAUUUUUAUUUCAAUUUUAGUCCAAAGCAGUCAUGAAUAUGUAGAAUUAAAAUAAUAAUAAAUAAAUAAGACACACAGCACUUUUAUAUAACACCUUAUAAUGGUGUUUUAUUAAUAUUUGUCUCUGAAUUGUUUACAUACAAUUAAUUGGAAGGCAAGGUUUACAAUGUGUUAACUUCAAGAAACAUAUUUAACAUUACGCUUGAAACAGCAUAGUGAAAAUAAGAAGUAACAUACUAAUUCUCCUUCGAUUGCAAGAAAUCAUACAGUCCCUCAGUAUGUGCUGCACUAUAUAACAAUGUUGCAGGUAUUUAUUGAUAUUCUAGCAAAUAUUUAUGUCCUUGUGAUUUAAAAAAUAAUGUUUUUAUUAUUGUUGUUGUCAACACCAUAUUAUUACAAGCGGCAUAUAACACAUACUGUCUUACCUUGUUUGAGAAAUAAUU
Messenger RNA from Acipenser ruthenus (sterlet), 2665 nucleotides. Its product is annotated as arg8-vasotocin receptor-like. Lineage: Eukaryota; Metazoa; Chordata; Actinopteri; Acipenseriformes; Acipenseridae. Gene Ontology annotation, molecular function: vasopressin receptor activity; peptide binding. Gene Ontology annotation, cellular component: membrane. Gene Ontology annotation, biological process: G protein-coupled receptor signaling pathway; positive regulation of vasoconstriction; regulation of systemic arterial blood pressure by vasopressin. The coding region runs from base 122 to 1357 and encodes 411 amino acids. The record is from RefSeq and is a predicted model, not a curated record. The transcript has 2 exons.